AUAAUGAUGAUAUUGAUAACAUUGCAUUACAUCCACCAUGAAUCAUCAUGAUUCAUGAACAUGAACACAUGACCAUGAUGAUGAUGAUGAUGAUACACCAAGACAAACAAUAAACUAAAAAAAAAAAAAGGAAAAGUUUCAAACUUUACUAUUUGCUUUCCAAGAUUAUAUACAUACAAAACUAUGAAUCUAUUUAUCUAUGGUUAUGAACAUGAAUAGAGCUUCUCAAUCCCAUCGUGAGAAUGACACCACCGCCACCACCACCACCACCACCACCACCACUACCAUACCCAUCUCCCCCACCGACCUCAUCACAAGAUCAUUCCACAACCUCUCAGCAGCCGCCUCCCGGGGCCGUCCAUGGCCGGAGUUCGCCGCUUCCUCAGCUAUCGACCGACCCCACUCGCUAUCCACAGCUCUCCGCCGAAUGCAGACCAAUGCCAAGCGCUUCCGCGUCAACUACGCCUUCCUGUUGUGUAGCUGCGCUGCCAUCUCCCUCCUCGGAACACCCCUCUUGCUGGUGGUUGCAGCCACCAUAGCAGCCCUCUGGCUGCUCCUCUACUUCUUUAGAGAAGACCCUUUGGUGCUCUGGGGCCACCAGGUCGGCGAUCGGACCCUGCUGCUGGUGCUGCUCGUUGUCUCCAUGGUGGCCUUGUGGCUAACCAACAUUGAGGGGAGUCUGGUCAUGGCUGCUGGAAUUGGGAUCUUGUUGUGUGCGGUUCAUGCUCUUCUUAUGAACCCAGAUGGCUUCUUUCUCGAUGAGGAUGAAGCCGUGUCUGCCAACCUCAUCCAGCCACAGCCACCGCAACCACCAUCUACGUCCAUCUCCGUUUGAUUUGUUUACAAACAAAUCCAAAAGAGUUUAAGAUGAGAGGUACAGAGGUGGGUGAAGUGAGCCCCAUGUGGCCUAAUUUGUACUCAGUACUGACUCAAGACUCUUGUGCAGAUUCAGAUUCAGAUACAGAUAACGAUACUUUUCAAGUUUCAACUUUGAACU
Messenger RNA from Humulus lupulus (European hop), 997 nucleotides. Its product is annotated as PRA1 family protein G2-like. The coding region runs from base 200 to 835 and encodes 211 amino acids. NCBI's taxonomy places the organism in Eukaryota, Viridiplantae, Streptophyta, Magnoliopsida, Rosales, Cannabaceae. Gene Ontology annotation, biological process: vesicle-mediated transport. The record is from RefSeq and is a predicted model, not a curated record. Gene Ontology annotation, cellular component: endoplasmic reticulum; Golgi apparatus. The transcript is spliced from 2 exons.